Molecule: messenger RNA, 1143 nt
Organism: Perca fluviatilis (European perch)
Lineage: Eukaryota; Metazoa; Chordata; Actinopteri; Perciformes; Percidae
Gene: mthfs
Product: 5,10-methenyltetrahydrofolate synthetase (5-formyltetrahydrofolate cyclo-ligase)
Exons: 1
Coding region: 118-723 (201 amino acids)
Biological process (GO): folic acid-containing compound biosynthetic process; tetrahydrofolate interconversion
Cellular component (GO): mitochondrion
Molecular function (GO): 5-formyltetrahydrofolate cyclo-ligase activity
Source: RefSeq, a predicted model, not a curated record
CAGAAACGGACGUCGCUUUACGUGACGUCGCAUUUCUCUGUAAACACGCUCGUUUCCUCUCUCUUCGCGUGUUUUUCUCAUGGUUUUUCUCCUCCGUGAGAAGUUCUCAAGAGCAGAAUGGCCGCCGUGCGUGCAGCAAAGCAAGCUUUGAGGAAAGAAAUCAAGCGACGGGUUGCAGCGUUGAGCGACGAGGAGAAACAACGGCAGUCUCUCGUGCUUUCCCAGCAGCUGUUCAGACACCCCAAGUACGUGUCCUGUAAGAGGAUCGCAGUGUUUCUCAGCAUGGGCGAUGAGGUGCGCACUGAAGAAAUCAUCAAAGACGUGUUUAAAUGUGGCAAAAGCUGCUUCAUUCCCAGAUAUGAGAGCAGCAGCAGCAACCAUAUGGACAUGUUGAAGCUCAACAGUCUGCAGGACAUGGAGACGCUGCCUCUGACGUCAUGGGACAUCCGACAGCCUGCCGAAGAUGAUCAGAGCAGAGAGGAAGCGCUCUCUGCAGGAGGUCUGGACCUGAUCUUGAUGCCGGGCCUGGGUUUUGACGAGUCGGGGAAGCGUCUGGGACGAGGGAAGGGCUUCUACGACACCUACUUGGAGCGCUGCCUCAGACACCCCAAAGGAAAGCCCUACACCCUCGCCUUGGCCUUCAAGGAGCAGCUGUGUCAGGAGAUCCCCGUCGACGACAACGAUGUGCUCAUAGAUGAAGUCCUGUAUGAGAAGGAGGAGUAGCUAAUCGAUCGUCAGUGGUGGUCCUUGAACUCAGUUUGGGGUUCUAUAUGUCUAGGCUACGCGCCAAAGUGAGCCAACGGUUUAACCCGGCCUUUCAAUUAAACACUAAUAAUCGACUCUCACUGCAGACAUUUUGACUUGUUACAGCAGGAAUAGCCCGGGGGGGGGGGACUAUGAGACUAACGACGGCCCAUUAGUGUUAGGCCUAUUGGUUCCAUCUGUGGUAUUCCUAUUACUUGUCGAAAUGUCAUCUGUCGUGGCAUUAUACAGGUUAAGCGACUAAUUCAACGGCUGUAUUGAUAUUUGCGUUGAAGGUGCUGAAACCUGGUUUUGUGCCAUGCUGUCUGUGGUGCUGAUGUUGCCAUAAAGAGCUACUAUGUUUUUCUAAUCGCUAACUACUUAAAAUGAAGAAGUGCUUUA